Molecule: messenger RNA, 2757 nt
Organism: Closterium sp. Naga37s-1
Lineage: Eukaryota; Viridiplantae; Streptophyta; Zygnematophyceae; Desmidiales; Closteriaceae
Source: the annotation of a GenBank genome assembly
AUGGAGGCUCUCGCAGCGACUGGACCGUCCGUGUGCUCCUUGCACCAGGCUGCAGCGCAAGAUCGCCGGUCCAAGCAUGGAAGGAGGUCCCAGCAAUGGCGGAUCACUCGUCGCAAUGACGAUGCUUUUCGGCCAAGCUGCGCUACUUCCGGUACUGCAGCUGUUGCCACGUCAGCACUCCCCGUCCCACUGCAAGCCAAGCGCCUCUGGCUGGCUCCUUGCGCGGAUGCCCUCAGCGCCCCGCGUGCCGCUUCCCCGCGCCCAUCCCUCUCAGCGGAAGCACUGGCGGGCCGCACUCGUGUGCGCGCGGAAGCGCAAGCAGGCGCGGGAGCGGCGGAAGUCCCCCCACCGGAGACCAAGCUAUACGACUACGUGGUUAUUGGGAGCGGCAUUGCCGGCCUCCGAUUCGCGCUAGGCGUCGCGGCGAAGGGCACUGUAGCGGUGGUGACGAAAGCCGAGCCGCAGGAGGGCAGCACGAACUACGCGCAGGGCGGCGUGAGCGCGGUCCUCGAUCCGCUAGAUUCGAUCGAGAAUCAUAUCUCGGAUACGAUCGUGGCGGGCGCGUAUUUAAAUGACGUGGAAGUCGUGGAGGUGGUUUGCCGCGAGGGCCCGGAGCGCGUUCGCGAGCUGAUGCGCAUGGGCGCAAGCUUCGACCGCGGGGAUGACGGGCGGCUGCUGCUUGCGCGCGAGGGGGGGCACUCGCACUCGCGGAUCGUUCACGCGGCGGACGUGACCGGGCGGGAGAUUCAGCGCGCGCUGCUGACGGCCGCGCAGAAGACGAAGCGGAUCGACAUGUUUGAACACCACAUGGCGAUCGACCUUCUCACGCGACAGGAGGACGGCAGGCAGAGCAGGUGCUACGGCGUGGAGGCGCUGGACACGGAGACGGGGCAGAUCAUCCGCUUUAUAGCGGGAUCCACACUGCUCGCUACAGGGGGGGCAGGCCACGUGUACCCCAACACCACCAACCCCACGGUGGCAACUGGGGACGGUGUAGCUCUGGCUUUGCGUGCAGGCGCUGUCAUCUCAAACAUGGAGUUCAUCCAGUUCCAUCCAACAGCCCUUGCGGACGCGGGUCUGCCCAUCCAACCCCCAGGGCCGCGCCCCAACUCCUUCCUCAUUUCCGAAGCUGUUCGAGGGGCAGGCGGGCUGCUGUACAACCAAGCGGGAGAGCGCUUCAUGCUUCACUAUGACCCGCGGGCAGAGCUCGCCCCUCGCGACGUGGUCGCCCGGUCCAUUGACGACCAGCUGAAGCGCCGCGGCGAUCUGUUCGUCUAUCUCGACAUCAGCCACAAACCGACGGACGAGAUCCUCCGGCACUUCCCGAACAUCGCGGCAGAAUGCAAGCGGUGGGGGGUGGAUAUUACCAAGGACCCGAUCCCAGUUGUCCCCGCCGCGCAUUACAUGUGCGGGGGGGUCCAAACGGGGCUGUUUGGGGAGACUUCGAUCCGGGGGUUGUGGGCGGCGGGGGAGGUGGCGUGCACGGGUCUCCAUGGGGCGAAUCGUCUGGCAUCGAAUUCGCUGCUGGAAGCGCUGGUGUUUGCGCAGAGAGCAGUCGAGCCGGCAAUUGAACAUGCGGUGGCUGCUGCGCCGCUGAAUCAUGUGCUUGCGGGGUUGCCUGAUGGGAGGGAUAUGGAUGGGGCGAUGUGGAAGGGGGAGGAGUGGGAGGGCGAGGUGGAAGGGGAGGGGGAGGAGGUGAAGGUGGUGGGGUUGAGCAAGGGGGAUUCAGGAGCGGUUGCUGCUGCUGGAGUGACUGCCAAGUACAGGGAGCAACUUAAGGCUAUUAUGUGGCGCUACGUCGGCAUUGUCCGAUCCACCGACCGUCUCCGAAUAGCCCAGAGGGAAAUCGACAUGCUGGCGUCCUCCUGGCGAGCUGACCUGGAGACCAAUGUGCUGCUGCCACGUGGCGCCGUCUCAAUGGAGACGUGCGAGAUGGAGAAUCUGAUCAAUGUCGCGUCUCUGGUCUUCAAGCAGUGGCUUCAGCCGCCGAACCUGGUUCAUCUUGCCUGCGCGGCCACGGCAGAGCUGAUCGGAACCAUGUUCUUCGUCUUCGUUGGCGUGGGGUCAGUGACCGUCUCAAGUGAAUUCGUUCAGGGACUGGAUGUGACCCGCAUACUCUCCAUUGGCAUCGCACACGGUCUUGCUCUCGUGGUUGCUGUGGGGGCUGCAUCAGGGAUUUCAGGGGGACACAUCAAUCCAGCUGUCACACUUGGCAUGCUAGCAGUGGGCCUCGUUGACGUCAUCACAGCAGCAGCCUACGUGGCAGCGCAGCUGAUAGGCGCUGUGUUCGGUGCUGGUCUUGUUAAGGCAAUAACUCCUGCCAGUACGCAUGACGCUCUUGGUGCACACGUGCUCGGUGCCGGGGUCUCUGUAGGCCAAGGCGUCCUCACUGAAAUCAUUCUCACAGCCAUUCUAGUCUACGCAGUCUUUGCUACUGCUGUCGACCCCAAGGGUCCGUCCCACCUCGCUCCGAUGCUGAUUGGUUUUGCCGUGCUUGUGGAUCACAUAGUGGGUGUUCCUCUAACGGGAGCCUCCAUGAAUCCAGCCCGUUCCUUCGGCGCUGCUGUCUGGUCGAAUGUGUGGGAGAACCAUUGGAUUUAUUGGGUUGGUAGUAUAAUUGGUGCUUGUGUUGUUAGUGUGGCGUACUGCCUGGUGUUUCUGGUGCCUAGGGAGUAUGGGGAUAAGGUGAAGGCUUUGAGUCCUAGGGCUAGCAAUGCCCGCCAGGAUGAGACCAAUGUUAGUAUUACUGUCUCGUAA